This is a messenger RNA of Erpetoichthys calabaricus (reedfish), 9016 nucleotides long. RefSeq names its product ADAM metallopeptidase with thrombospondin type 1 motif, 9 (gene adamts9). Gene Ontology annotation, molecular function: metalloendopeptidase activity; zinc ion binding. Lineage: Eukaryota; Metazoa; Chordata; Cladistia; Polypteriformes; Polypteridae. Gene Ontology annotation, cellular component: extracellular matrix. The transcript has 39 exons. The record is from RefSeq and is a predicted model, not a curated record. Gene Ontology annotation, biological process: proteolysis; extracellular matrix organization. Bases 627 to 6197 code for a protein of 1856 amino acids.
AGGCACUGUAUUGUAUAUGCCAAUUGAUUAUGAUAAAUACUCGAAAUUGAAUAUCAGUAAAUAAAUAUUAAGAAGUCGGGUUUUAAAAAUAUUAACUGAGAAUGUUAUCAUUAACUGCUAACGAGUGCGCCGUUAUGUCUCGAAUCCCCUGGGCUUCUGCCGUUCUUUCCGCUACCUGCUUUUACGGCGCGAUGCGUCACUUGGACUUGCUUGGCAGUGAUGGAUCUCCCUCACAGUCCGUAUAUGAGAUCGCCAAGUUUCCUCGCAGCUGCAGUCCCUCUGAGCGACUCUGACAGUCCACGCGGGACCGAGUGAGUGCCUCUUGCCUGGCUGCCCGGAUUGGCCAAAGCGCACCAAGUGCUCCGCCUGCGCAGCUCGCUUAAGCAGAGCCCACCGAAGAGCGCGAUAGAGCAAUACAGCUCGGCUCUAAACAGGGAAGGAGUCCUGCGCACAGGACGAUCCGAGUGAGCGCGCGGGACCUCCUGUUGCACUAUGCGCCUGCCCUGCGAGACACGCCGACGAAGCCCCCCUAAAGUGCCCCCUGGAAGCUGCAGUUGAACGUGGAAGGAGCAAGUCUUGGGAGCAGUAGCGCCGCGCGCGCCUCUUUGGGACUGAAGCGGACAAUCAUGAAGCUGGUGCUGUGGGCGUUGGGAUUGGUAACCUUCGUCCCGGACGCCCUUACUGUAGCUUCUGUGCGCUCUGGGAGCCCCCGCGGAUACGUGCGGCAAGCACAACUGUUUGAGAUCGCCACCCCUCGCCGAGUGGACGAAGCUGGACACAAUUUUCCCCACGACGUGCACUUCAGGAAAAGGACGAGGCGAAGCGCACCGCUCUCGGACGGACAGAUGACGGACACCUGGAGCGCACCGCAGGUCUGGUACAAGAUCAGCGUCUUUGGCCGGGAUUUCCACCUCAACCUGACUGCCGACGCGGGCUUCAUUGCUCCUGUCUACACUGUAUCGAUAUUGGGAGCUAAAAACGUUACGGCUUUCUCUGCCCACGAGGAGGACACCGAUUUCAAGCACUGCUUUUAUUCUGGACAUGUCAACUCGCAGAAAGAGCACACCGCAGUCAUCAGCCUCUGCGCCGGCAUGCUUGGUACUUUCAGGUCUCCUGAGGGAGAAUUUUUUGUAGAGCCUCUGCAUCACCACCAGGGAGAAUCCUUUGAAGAAGAAAACAGCAAACCUCAUCUUGUGUACAGAAAAGAUUCGAGCAAUGAAGAAGAGUCCAAGAAAACAAGUGCCUGUGAAACAUCAGGAUAUAAUCAUUCAAAGCAAAGAAGCAAACAAAAUCUCAAAAAUCAUGUUUUUGAAGAUCUGGACUAUUUAAGAACAAAUAUUGUAGCAGCUGAUGCUUUUAGCAAAAAGCGGGACAGCAAUGAAACCAGUGAAUCUGUGGCACACCGGAGAUCAAAGAGAUUCUUAUCCUACCCUCGCUUUGUUGAAGUCAUGGUAGUGGCAGACAGUAAGAUGGUGGAACGCCAUGAAAAUAACCUGCAGCACUACGUUUUAACCUUGAUGUCGAUUGUAGCAUCUAUUUAUCGUGAUCCAAGUAUUGGAAACCUUAUUCAUAUUGUAAUUGUAAAGUUAGUGAUCCUUAAAAGUGAGCAGGAUGGUCCUGCCAUAUCCUUUAAUGCUCAGACCACCUUAAAAAACUUCUGUAUCUGGCAGCAGACUCAGAAUCACCCCGACGACAGCCAUCACUCUCAUCACGACACUGCUGUACUCAUCACAAGACAAGACAUUUGCAGAGCACGAGACAAAUGUGACACACUGGGUUUGGCAGAGUUGGGCACAGUGUGUGAUCCGUACCGAAGCUGCUCCAUCAGCGAGGACAAUGGCCUAAGUACAGCUUUUACUAUCGCCCAUGAGCUUGGCCAUGUAUUUAACAUGCCUCAUGAUGACAGCAACAAAUGUACAGAGGAAGGGGUGAAGAACCAGCAGCAUGUCAUGGCACCCACGCUGAACUACUACACCAACCCAUGGAUGUGGUCCAAAUGCAGCAGGAAAUAUAUUACAGAAUUCCUUGAUACAGGAUAUGGAGAAUGCCUGCUUGAUGAACCCUUGUCCAGACCAUAUUCCCUCCUGCAGCAACUUCCAGGGCAAAUAUACAGUGUAAACAAACAAUGUGAAUUCAUUUUUGGGCCAGGGACACAGCUGUGCCCAUAUAUGAUGCAAUGCAAACGUCUUUGGUGCACCAGUCCUGAGGGAGCUCAGAAGGGAUGCCGCACACAACACAUGCCUUGGGCAGAUGGAACUGAGUGUGAGCCUGGCAAACAUUGCAAGCAUGGUGUAUGCAUUGUCAAAGACCAGGAGCCUGUGAUCACAGAUGGGGCAUGGGGUGUGUGGAGCCCAUUUGGGACCUGCUCCCGGACUUGUGGCGGAGGCAUCAAGAUUGCUGUGCGCGAGUGCAAUCGGCCAAUGCCAAAAAACGGAGGGAAAUACUGUGUCGGGCGAAGAAUGAAGUUCCGGUCCUGCAACACUGAGCCAUGUGCCAAGCAAAAACAAGAUUUCCGCGAAGAACAGUGUGCUGCAUUUAAUGGAAGGCGCUUCAGUAUUAACAAUAUCCCUGAAGAGCCCCGCUGGGUUCCCAAGUACAGUGGAAUUUUAAUGAAAGACCGCUGCAAGCUUUUCUGCAGAGUUGCUGGGAAGACGAUGUAUUAUCAACUCAGGGACAGAGUGAUCGAUGGCACACCGUGUGGGCCCGAUACCAAUGAUAUCUGUGUGCAAGGCCUUUGUCGGCAAGCUGGAUGUGACCAUGUGCUGAAUUCCAAGGCAAGGAGGGACAAGUGUGGCAUCUGUGGCGGUGACAAUUCGUCCUGCAAAACUGUUGCUGGCACAUUUAACACUGUUCAUUAUGGUUACAAUGUAGUCAUUCGUAUCCCAAUUGGUGCUACAAAUAUAGAUGUACGGCAACACAGCUACUCAGGAAAACCAGAAGAUGACAACUAUUUAGCUAUUUCUAACAGCCGUGGUGAAUUUUUAUUAAAUGGUGAAUUUAUUGUCAGCAUGUUCAAACGGGAAAUCAAAAUUGGGAAUGCCAUAAUUGAGUAUAGUGGAUCUGACCAUGAGAUUGAAAGAAUUAAUUGCACGGAUCGCUUGGAUGAAGAAAUCACAGUGCAGGUCUUAUCAGUGGGAAACUUGUACAACCCGGAUGUGCGGUACUCCUUCAACAUUCCCAUUGAGGAUAAACCACAGCAGUACUUUUGGGAUGUGUAUGGCCCUUGGCAGGAGUGCAGCAAGCUUUGCCAAGGUGAACGGAAAAGGAAAAUCCUUUGCAGCAGAGAAUCCGAUCGAGUUGUGGUCUCUGAUCAAAGAUGUUACGGUUCCCAGAGACCCUCUGCAAUAACCGAGCUAUGCAACACAGAAUGUGAACUGAGGUGGCAUAUAGCCAGGAGAAGCGAGUGUACUGCUCAGUGUGGACCAGGCUAUAGGACACGAGAGCUUUACUGUGCCAAAUACAGCCGCUCCGAGGGAAAAACCGAAAAGAUUGAUGACCGCUUCUGCAGCAGCCAACGCAAACCAGAUGAUAGGGAGGUGUGUCAUGGCGACUGUAAUGUAGGAGGUUGGCAGUAUUCUUCUUGGACAGAAUGUUCAAAAAGCUGUGGCGGUGGCACUCGAAGACGAGGAGCUGUCUGUGUCAGUUCUCUUGGUGGAGUUCUGGAUAACAGCAAAUGCAAUCAGCAAGACAAGCUGGACAUGCAGCAGUGCAACGAGUUUCUCUGCCCCCAGUGGAAAACUGGCGACUGGUCUGAAUGUCUGGUGACGUGUGGGAAGGGUUACAAGCACCGUCAGGCCUGGUGUCAGUUUGGAGAGGACAGACUUCAUGACAGAUUGUGUGACUCCUCUACAAAGCCACAUUCUGUGCUCCCAUGUCAGCAGCAGGAGUGCGCUGCCUGGCAGGUUGGACCGUGGGGACAGUGCACCACCACCUGUGGACCGGGGUACCAAAUGAGAGCAGUUAAAUGUGUGCUGGGGUCCUAUGGCUCUGUUGUGGAUGACACGGAGUGUAAUGCAGCUACCAGACCGACAGAUACUCAGGAUUGUGAAAUAACAGCAUGUCCUGAUUUGGAACCAAAAGUCCUCAAGCAUGCUGGUCACAGAACACAGUGGCGGUUUGGAUCAUGGACCCAGUGCUCAGCAACCUGCGGGAAAGGCACCAGGCAGCGCUAUGUCAGCUGCAGAGACCAUCAAGGGGCAGUGGCGGAUGAUUCUGCCUGCUCACAUCUGCCCAAGCCACCAUCCCGGGAAGUCUGCUCUGUUGUGGCCUGUGGGCAGUGGAAGCCUUUGGAAUGGACACUGUGUUCAGUGACCUGCGGUCAAGGAAAGGCCACAAGACAGGUGGUGUGCAUAAAUUCCAAUGAGCAGGUCGUGGACCUAAGUGAAUGUGAUCCAGAUGAUCGGCCUGCAACAGAGCAAGAGUGCACCAUGUCUGCUUGCCCUUCUCAAUCAAAUGAUAGGGGCAGAAUCAAUUUGCCCACUGACCAUCGAGUGAAGGUGCCCCCUUCUCACGGGCUCCCAAAUCGGAAUGCAGGCCGGGCCCAACCUUCUGGUGCUAACCAGUGGAGAAUGGGCCCUUGGGGAGCGUGCUCCAGUACCUGCGCAGGGGGAUUUCAACGGCGAGCUGUUGUCUGUCAGGAUGAAAAUGGAUAUGCAGCAAGCAACUGUGAGGAACGUGGCCGACCGGUGGAGCAGCGGUCAUGCGAGUCGGGGCCCUGUCCUCAGUGGGUGUUUGGCAGCUGGGGCGAGUGCACCAAGUCAUGUGGUGGUGGAAUAAAGACACGUCAAGUGGUGUGCCAGAGGUCCAAUGGAGAGCGAUUCAGUGACCUGAGUUGUGAAAUCCUUGACAAGCCCCCAGAUCGCGAGCAGUGUAACACUCAGGGUUGCCCAUCACAGGCUGGCUGGAACAGCAGUCCAUGGAGCUCGUGCUCAGUGACUUGUGGAAGGGGUCUGAAGUAUCGCACCGUCACCUGCCUGAGCAGAGAUGGCAUCCAGGUGGACGAGGAGAGGUGCCAGAAUGUGACAAAGCCAAGCACACAGAAGCAGUGCAGAGGGGGAAGAUGUCCCAAAUGGAAAAGUGGGCACUGGGAACCGUGCUCACAAUCCUGUGGACCUGGAACGAGACACCGAAGAGUUGUUUGUCAAAAGCACAAUGGUGAAGAUCUGAGCUCCGAGUACUGUGACAGUCGCAAAAGUCCCCCAGAGACGGAGAGUUGUAAUGUGCAGCCAUGUGAGUUCAUCUGGAUUACAGGGGAAUGGUCUGAGUGUUCUGUAAGCUGUGGACACGGUUACCAGAGAAGACUUGUGUCCUGUAGUGAAGUUUAUAGUGAUAAGGACCAUUAUGAAUAUGGAUAUCAAGUGACCUCCAACUGUCCUGGUGUGCCCCCCGCCAGCGUUCAGGCUUGUUACCCUGAGGAAUGUGUGGCACCUGCCACCUGGAGAGUGGCAAACUGGGAGCGUUGCUCAACAACUUGUGGAGAUGGAGUCAUGCAAAGAAGUGUCCAGUGCUUAGAUGGCAGCGGUCAAAACAGCAAUGAAUGUCCAGUAGAUGUGAAGCCAGAGGAGAGCGCCGUCUGUCACAACUUAGACUGCACAUUCCCAAGAACUUGCUAUGAUGUUCUGAGACAAACAGGUAUCACCGAAGACGGAGAGCACUUGCUGAAUAUUCUUGGAAAAGUCGUUAAGAUUUAUUGUGCUGGAAUGCAGACCGAGAGUCCAAGAGAGUACAUCACUCUUGUGAGCGCUGAUGGAGAGAACAUCUCAGAGGUCUUUGGUUUUAGACUCAUUAACCCCACCGAGUGCCCCUACAAUGGGAGCCGCCGAGAGGACUGCAUUUGCCGAAAAGAUUAUACUGCAGCUGGGUUCACCAAAUUCAGCAAAGUAAGGCUGGACAUCAACAAAAUGCAAAUAAUAACCACAGACUGGCUCUUCUCACAAACCUCAGAAGGACACCAUGUUCCAUUUGCCACUGCUGGAGAUUGUUACAGUGCUGCCAAGUGUCCACAGGGUCACUUCAGUGUUGAUCUCUCUGGAACAGGCUUUUACAUCACUGAGGAAACAAAAUGGAUCUCCCAAGGGAACUACGCUGUGGCUGAGAUGAAGAGGUCUUUGGAUGGCAGCAGAGUGACUGGAAAGUGUGGUGGCUACUGUGGGAAGUGCACGCCGUCCUCUGGCACAGGCCUACAGGUCAGGGUGUAGGUGACAGAGAUACUUUGGAAAGAAUCCAACCAUUGGAAGCGUCAGAAUCUUAAGUUAUGUUACCUUGGCAGCCUGUAAGCUGUACAUACAGAAUAUUGUGUACAUUUUGUACAUACCUGAACUUUAUUUAUUUAUAUUUUUAUAAGAUGCAUGGUCUAUGAAGUAUACUUUUGUUGUUCAAGUGCAUUUUUCCAUUAACUCGCCUCGUUUCUAAAUCUGUUUUUUUUGGGUCAGUAAGUCAUUAUUCAUUUUGGUGCUACUGUCCAGGUCCAUUUCUUGGGACACCAGGAGCUGCCCAGGGUUCACACAGCAGGUGGUGCUGCUGCCCUCUUAGCAUAGCCCAGGUGCAGGUACCUCGUCUCCUGCGGUGUGGCGAUUCGGCUCCUGGCGAGCUUGUUGACGUUGUUUACCAACGUUUGAGCAUUAGUGAGUAUACAUUGCCAAGAUGAGGCCUCCAACCAGCAUGAAAGAGCUGUACAUCUGCCCACCCGGCUCUCUGCACCAGCGGGCCUCAGGUGUGACGGAUACUGUUGCAAAAUGGCGGUAAACACCAUUGGCACUAACGUCACCAGUAGUAUUCAGCAUAAGGGAUCCUUUAAUUGCACGCCUCUUUUUUUUUUUUUUUUUUUAAGUUGUGCUUUUUCCUUCCCUUUUUUUGGCCACUUCUGGAUUUUGUUACCUCUAAUGUAAAACCGUGACCUAACGUGUGUCAAAAUGUGAAAAUGCUUUACUGUGAUGAAAAUAAGCAGGACGUGACCCUCUCUGUGCUGCCACUGGCCUGCCACCUUGUGCCCAAUUACGAGUACUACAGCAGCUCACUUAAGUGCCUUACGUUACCUAUCGCAGUAAACCCUCAGUCUCACCAGUCUAAGCUGGUGUGACAACAUGGCUAAAUCUCCAAAGGUUACCAACCAGAACCAUGACAGUGCUGAAGACGGUGGCAGGUUUAUCCCUCAGACCUUCAGCAAGUUUAAUUUGGGAGGGCCUACCAAUCAGAUUCGACUCUCAGUCCACCGAGCACCCAGUGUGCUGCUGCCAGAAUAAAUCACUUGGGCCUGCCUUCUGGGUCAAGACCAGAAUGACUGCUGUUGAUUUAGUCGACUCUUACAUAGCGCUCUCCUCAGUGGCCUGUCUUACAGAAAUUAAAGAUUUGUGUCAAGGGGUGGGAAUUGGUGCCAGGGCAAAAAUAAGGAAAUUAAUAAAAAGACAAGAAGCGACCCACAGUAGUCAGAAAGUCAGUCAUGAGACUUGAACAGACGCCCUCAGUAUUACUUGUAAAUCAGAUGGGUGAUGCGGCUGGAGUGUCACCCUGUGGGAGUACUCUAACUGCACUGCCAGUGAGCUGAAGGUCAAGGCUGGCAAAGGCAAGACUUAGCAGGGCAAUGAGACAGACAGGGGCACACGUGUCAGCAUAAGGCAGUGAGCCGAGAUGGCGUCAUUUGAAAGAAACUGACUUAGGUAAAGCAGGCACUGGCAAUGGAUGAAUUGAUUCAAUAGAGAAGUGGCAUCUCAUGUUAAAACUUCUUACUGCAUGUCUUAGGCAGUGCCAUGUAGGCGGCAGGAUAUGGCCUGGUUAAUACAAGCAGAGGACGCUGCUCAUUUCAGCCUGCUGAAUGGAGAUUGUUGUUCAUUUAUGGUAGCGAGGGGCUACUUCAAAAAGACAGGCUUGGAGAAAGUGUGCACUCUUACAAAAUCAAGGGUAGGGAUGGCAAUUCAAACAGCUGAGAAUAUGUAAUGUUCGUGCUGGGUGAGGUAAUGGGGGACAGCGUUGUCAUUUGGGGAGAUGACCCGUCCCCAAUAAAAUUUAGAAUUGUAGUUGUGACUAUGAUAAGUUUUGGGGACAACUCACUGGCAUGAAGAUUCCUUUGUAGUGUGGGUUGAGCUAAUCGGACCAGUGACAAUGACAGCAGGACCAUGCUUUCUAUCCCUUAUCCUUUAACUGUGGGCCUGAGCAAUUAAUACACAGCCAGACACCAGAAUUAUUUGGCUUGAGGCCUCACAGCUAAGGGGGCACAUAAUGGGGCAUUAACUCUGCCAAAAAAAAAAAGAAAAAAAAGGUGAAGAGGCAAAGGUGCCUCAAAAUAGGUUAGGAUCCUAAAACAGCUAUAAAUGGCAUUGCAGAGACACAAGUAGCCCGGAAUGAAAAUCCAACACAAGCAAAGUACUGCAGCCACAGACAGAACGGCUUAUCAGGGGUCUGGGUGGCCCACAGACAUCAGUGGCACGCUGGGGUGAAGGUAUUCAACAAAUAGCAUUGGUAGGCCCAGGGUUACUUCACAAUGGCCUUAAACAACAACGUUAGAGCUGUAACUUUAGCUGAGCAUUCUAGUUGCUGCCCGGUGCUGGGCUGCACUGCCAGACGGGUUUGGGGUAUGGCAGGUUGUGCCCCCCUACUUUAUAAGGUACUGAACACAGAGAUGAAGAACACAACCGUAAGGCCAACUCAAACCGCAUGACCACUUCACUCGUACCUCAGAUCAGUCGCAUCACUUAUUCAGCCUCGGCUUCCCUCCAUCCAGUAUUAUCAUUAUCCUUAUUAUUGUUCAUAUUUUUUUGUCUUCAUUGUCUUAUGUUAUUUCCACAGCCUAUGGAAUCAGUGCGGUCACUCCGGGUGCUCCUGUGCUGUGGUUUGAGGGCCCUCGGGGUCACUAUUGAUGCUACUGUCAUACUGUUAAGGGCAUCAAUUGGCAUUUACUACAUUUAAAUUAUUGACUGAACUAUUGUUUCGUUUGUGUCUAAUUUGUGUUUAUUAAAAUAAGCACUGAGAUGUGUCACUUGUACUGUUUACUGCCAUUUACAAAAUAAAUUAUUUUCCUAGA